AUGGACCGGAGGACUUCCUCGCCGCAUUCUCCUGCCUUUUCGGAUCAACGCGAUCGUCGCUUUGAUAGCGUCCAUAUGAUGCCGAGUUCACCUUUCACUUCGCUGGGACCGCUGCCUAUCCCUUCUCGGCCAGUCACGCACACGGCUCCGCCACCUUUGCCUCCACCAUCGCAUAUCCGCGAUCUGGAGGGGGGCUACGACGCGGCGUGGUUGUACGCCAACCCCUCUCGUGCUGCCACUAAUCUACCUCCAAUCAAUCCCAAUUCAAGUCUUUUUGGUGGUCAUCGGCGGCCUGAAGCUAUGCCCCGCGGUGAUCCAAUGGCGCUGGAUGAGUUGGAGGGUCGGCACAACAGAUUGUCGUCUCACAGCUCAGAGGCCCAGAUCAGAGUCCAGCCCCCACCUUCCAGAGAUGAAGGGUUUCCGAAUUCCAUCUCAAUCAGCUCGACAGGUCCUGUUCUGAAAGGCGAGCAGAACUUUUCGCUUCGAAGUGUCAAAGAUUCUUCGAACGCUUCCAUCGAUCUCGUCUCGUGCAUCCAGCAAUUUACCUUCUCCGGGGUCUCUGAUGCAGGCUCCACGAUCGAAAUGAGAUGGUUCAAUAGUCCCCAAGCAGAUGCUGUCUCCCCGAGGAGCAAGGCCCGAUGGCCGGAUUACAUCGAGGGCCGUAGCCCAAGCGAAGACAGCAAUACGCCUUCUGUUAUCUUCGACCAUGACAGCAUACGAGAUGGUGGCCGACGGCGAUACCAGGGGGCGACGCCCUCGAGAGAGGACAGCAUUAGUCUGCCGAGCCGCUCUCAUCGCGGGAGCUACGACCUAGGCGUCUUCUCAGACAUUGACAGUGAACUUCCUCCGGCGGAUGAUCUUGCGCGCCCACGUCAAUUCGUUCUGCGGGAGCCCACGCCACCCUAUCCCGAUGGAUCCAAGCAAGGCAUGAAGCGACGGGCGUCCUCGCCGCCACGAGAACUAAUGGGCGGACCACUACAUCUGACGACCAGCAAUGGGGACUUAUCGCAGCGGCGAACCAGUGGACAACCCUUCGCCAAUACUCUCUCAGUGAACACCAACUACUCCUCAAACCGCCGGGCUCUUUCCGCAUCAUCAUCACUGAGCAUCCGCACCUCCGGUUCAUACUCUUCUACCCUGUCCAUUGGGGGUAGCAGUAUGACCAGCCUGUCUCCGUACGAUCGGCCAUCACCUGGGGGUUUAUCCCCUUGCUCUGACCUCGACACAUACCACGAAAAAUCAAUAUUGAAUGCCAAUCCCUCUGCACCGAUGCUUCACGCAGUUCCCAGAUCCAUCCAUCCCUCAAGCACCUUGGAGCCCCCGGCCGUCGACUCAACAGGGAAAGUGUCCUUGCCGCUGAGCGUACCCAAAAUCACUCAUGGCUCAAGAAUGAGUGGUCUGUACAUUUGCGAGUGUUGUCCCAAGAAGCCAAAGAAGUUUGACAAUCCGGAUGAUCUUCGCUCUCAUGAAAUGGAAAAGCAGUACUCUUGCCAAUAUUGCAACAAUCGCUUCAAGAACAAGAACGAGGCAGAACGACAUCAGAAUUCCCUGCAUUUGCGCCGCUAUUCAUGGUCCUGUGCUGCUCUUCCAAGCUUCCAGGCUGCUUUUCAUGCUUCGUCCUCGCCGUCUUGCCAAACCAGUGCCGGCCCGUCACACGACUCGUGCGGGUAUUGCGGUAAAGAGUUCUCUAAUUUCCCACAACCAGACUGGGACCAGCGAUUUGAACACCUAACAGCCCUGCACAAGUUUGGCGAGUGCAACAAUGCGAAAAAAUUCUUCCGUGCUGAUCACUUCCGCCAGCAUUUGAAGCAUAGCCACGCAGGGAGCAGUGGCAAGUGGACCAAUAUUCUCGAAAACGCGUGCAUGAAAGAAGAACAGCCGCCUGAGCCACGAGACAAGUCCCAAAGUGUAUCUGGGCCGCAGAGGACGGGAUCCCAAUCUACCAAUAUUAUUGACGAAGUGCUGCGCGAAGAGUGA
Penicillium oxalicum is the source of this 1977-nucleotide messenger RNA. RefSeq names its product putative C2H2 finger domain protein (gene znfA). NCBI's taxonomy places the organism in Eukaryota, Fungi, Ascomycota, Eurotiomycetes, Eurotiales, Aspergillaceae. The transcript is spliced from 4 exons. The coding region runs from base 1 to 1977 and encodes 658 amino acids. The record is from RefSeq and is a predicted model, not a curated record.